CCAGCAGGAGUGUGAGGAGACCUGAAAGUGGCACAUGGCAGAGUGGGAGCAAUGGGAGGUGGUACAAGGACCCAUGUCACACUAUGGACCCAGCAGCAGCGUGACGAGGCGGUACGGGGGCCCAUGGCAGAUUUGGGGCCUGGCAGCACCUAUGGGAGGCCUGUAAUCUGCCAGCAACCUAUGACAAAAUGGAAACCAGCAGGAGUGUGAGGAGACCUGAAAGUGGCACAUGGCAGACAGCGUGACCGCAGCAGCAAUGGGAGGCCCGUAAUCUGCCAGCACCCUAUGACAAAAAAUGGAACACACCAGCAGUGUGUGAGGAGACCUGAAAGUGGCAC
Messenger RNA from Staurois parvus, 338 nucleotides. Lineage: Eukaryota; Metazoa; Chordata; Amphibia; Anura; Ranidae. The record is from the annotation of a GenBank genome assembly.